UUAAUGAUAUCAGAAAACAUACAUCACUCAUUCGCAUCCAAACCUAGCUACGAAGCUGAUCGAUUACCGACAUGUCGAUCUCCAACACUCAACUAAAGCCUCUGCUUCCCAACCCAUUUAAUUUGAGUAAUACUGAGAUCGUUGAAAAAGUUUAUGUAUCCCACACUUACGACGACGAGAUGUUCGAUAAUGAGCCCCUCUUCAACGUCGUGUCCAACAUUAUCAAGCUAUCAACUCGAAUUGUUGGGGCUCUUCUUAAGAUAGAUGAGCCCAAUGGAUUUUUAGGAAAUCCCAUAACCAUAAGCAGUUUCAAACCAGAAUUCUCCACUCUGAAGCUGAUGUCGUGCCAGAUGAUGACCCUAUCUUGGGGGCCAGAAAACGCACACCAAACAACCCUUCGGAUUCUUCAACAACUGAGAAAGUACUCUUGGGACGCAAAAGCGCUGAUAGCUCUAGCGGCUUUCGCUUUGGAGUAUGGAAAUUUCUGGAACCUUCAGCAGGCAUCAGACCCUCUGGGAAACUCGUUGAGACUGCUGAAUCAAAUCCAACACAGACAGCUUCCCGUGACUGAUAUCAACGCAACAGUGAAGUUGGUCAUGGAGGCCGUUGAGAAGAUCAGACGGUGGGGAACCUUGUCUUCUGAUGAAACUUAUGAGACUGAGGAUGUUCCCGCUCUAUCAGAUGCAUUGCAACUCAUCCCACUCCUUGUUUACUGGGUUGUCGCUUCCCUUGUCGCUUGCAACACCAACAUCCAGGGUGUUUCGAACUAUGCAUUAUCGGACUUCCGUGGCAAACUUUCUACCGCUCUGGAUGAGUUCAAGCAUCACCUGGAGAUAUGCGAGCAACAAAAAGCUAGUAUAGAAGACUACCGGAGACGUAAGAAGGCCUUUAAAAAGCCUAAAGACAUCGUCGACUUUUUGAAGCUUCUGAUCAAUCAAAAUGGAUACAAGUCUCAAAUAUAUGAUGGCAACGCCAACAGAAAUGUGAAUGUUGAGGUUUUCAAGGAGAAGUAUGUGUUGCUGUUCAUUUCGGGGCUGGACAGAAUUGAAGACGAGAUUCGGCUUCUGAAUUCAAUCUAUGAGAGACUUGUGGAAGAUCCGAAUGACAAGAGCGGUUUCAAGAAAGAGGAAUUCAAGAUUUUGUGGAUCCCGAUCGAGAACAAAUGGGGGGAUGCUAGGAGGGAACUUUUCAACACUUUGAAGAGUGACAUAAAGUGGUACGUGGUGGAGUACGCUCAAGUACCCUUACCUGGCAUCAGGCUAAUUGAAGAGGAUCUCAGGUUCCAUGGUAAACCUAUCCUUCCGGUGGUGAAGCCUCAAGGUGUCCUGUUGAACGAUGAUGCCUUGGACAUCAUUUUCGAAUGGGGGAUCCACGCAUUCCCUUUCAGAAAAUCCGAUGCUUACCUACUUGCUCAGAAAUGGAAAUGGUUCUGGGAUGAGGUCAAGAAAACAAAUCUUCAUGGUAUACAGGUGAAAGGUGAUAGGUAUAUCUUCAUAUAUGGAGGUAGCGACAAGUGGACCCGAGAAUUCACUGUGGCAGUGGAUAAAAUUAAAAGGCACGAUACAAUAAGGAGGGCAGAUGCAAUAAUAGACUAUUACCAUUUAGGAAAGGAUGACCCCAAGAUAGUUCCUCGAUUCUGGAUUGGCAUAGAAGGCAAAAGGCAAAAGAAGCACUCCGAGAAUUUGGACUGUGAGAUCCAAGAAAUUAUCAGGUCUUUGCUCUGCCUCAAGCAGGAUACACAAGGAUGGGCCAUUCUGAGCAAAGGGUCCAAUGUGAGGAUUCUGGGUCACGGCCAACCUAUGUAUCAAACUGUGGCAGAUUUUGAAAAGUGGAAAGAAAGAGUGCUUGUCAAAGAAGGCUUUGACAUUGCAUUCCAAGAAUAUUAUGACACACAACGUGAUCUACCUGCUCCUCAACCAUGUGAAUUUAACACUUUGGAUGUCCUAGCAACCAUAACAUGCCCAAAUGCCUCUUGUGGACGUGUGAUGGAGGUCACAUCUGUUAAUUACAAGUGCUGUCAUGGUGGUAAUGUUGCUGACCAUGCUAUUAAAUCGAGGUCCACAACCGCAACCUAAAGCUUGAGUCAUUCAACCAGGCUUGUUUUGGAGAAACAUGAACUUGAAUUCAAAGUGUGUUUUUUUUUUACUAUAUAUAUGUAUGUAUGCCUAAACAAGUGCGUUGCCCCUUACGGCCACUUCAUUUGUCCUUGAAUGGGCAAAAAUUAAAUAAUGGCAUCUUUUGUAUGUUCUGAAUUAGAUGAUUGAAUAAAUAAAUUCUGUACACACAGAAUUUGAACUCU
Molecule: messenger RNA, 2299 nt
Organism: Glycine soja
Lineage: Eukaryota; Viridiplantae; Streptophyta; Magnoliopsida; Fabales; Fabaceae
Product: protein SIEVE ELEMENT OCCLUSION B-like
Exons: 7
Coding region: 72-2075 (667 amino acids)
Biological process (GO): phloem development
Source: RefSeq, a predicted model, not a curated record